UUCCUUGAAAAUUAUUAUAAAUAGGAGUCCUUUACUUCCCACACGCCCAUUGUUGACUGGUUGAAGUGGCGGCUCUGUGCAGAAACUCUGCAUCAAUGGCUGCUUUGAGGAGUUCCUUCAACAAAAGAUUCAUUGUCCGCAAUCCUCCUUUGAUGAGGAGGAUGCUGUCCUCCCAUCCCCUGGCUGAUUCCGAUCCCUCUUUUGUUCAAAGAAUCAGGGAUCUCCCAAAGGAUCUCCCUGGAACCAACAUCAAAGCGCAAGUUUCUCAAAUCAUUGGAAGAACUCCUCUUGUAUAUCUCAACAAAGUCACUGAAGGCUGCGGAGCUUAUAUUGCUGUCAAGCAAGAAAUGAUGCAACCCACUGCUAGCAUCAAAGACAGACCAGCACAUGCCAUGAUAAUGGAUGCAGAAAAGAGAAAAUUAAUUACUCCUGGGCAGACAACACUUAUAGAGCCCACAUCAGGAAAUAUGGGGAUCAGUAUGGCAUUUAUGGCAGCCAUGAGAGGAUACAAAAUGGUUCUAACUAUGCCCUCUUACACAAGCUUGGAGAGGAGGGUGACAAUGAGAGCAUUUGGAGCUGAUUUAAUUCUCACUGAUCCCACCAAAGGGAUGGGAGGAACAGUUAAAAAGGCAUACGACCUUUUGGAAUCUACACCAAAUGCUUUCAUGCUCCAACAAUUUUCGAAUCCUGUCAACACCCAGGUGCAUUUUGAAACUACGGGUCCUGAGAUAUGGGAGGAUACAAAUGGACAAGUUGACAUUUUUGUCAUGGGAAUAGGUAGUGGAGGCACUGUCUCUGGGGUCGGGCAGUACCUUAAAUCCCAAAAUCCUAAUGUUAAGAUAUAUGGAGUGGAGCCUACAGAAAGUAAUGUUUUGAACGGUGGUAAACCAGGUCCUCAUCUAAUUACCGGCAAUGGGGUUGGAUUCAAACCAGAUAUUUUGGACAUGGAUGUUAUGGAGAAAGUUCUUGAGGUUAGUAGUGAAGAUUCAGUAAAAAUGGCAAGGCAAUUAGCACUGAAGGAGGGACUUCUGGUGGGAAUAUCAUCUGGAGCCAAUACAGUUGCAGCACUCAAACUCGCUAGAAUGCCAGAGAACAAAGGCAAACUCAUUGUGACUGUGCAUCCAAGUUUCGGGGAGCGAUACUUGUCAUCUGUUCUGUUUGAAGAGUUGAGGAAAGAGGCUGAAAACAUGCAACCAGUUUCAGUUGACUGAAGCUUGAGAGGGCAAAGCUAUGUUGUGGAAUGACAUGCAGCAACAUUUUCGUUUUCUUUUUCUAUUUUCUUCUUUUUGGGCUGAGGUGUCCACACCCUUUGGGUACCUGACUACCUCUUUAGCUCCUUCUAAUACUUGCAAGCCUAAUGUUUGUUGCACCAAAAUAUAUCAAUUAUAGUUCAUGUAUGUUAGAAUAUUAAUUAAACGAUUAAAUUAACUAUUUAUUACUA
This is a messenger RNA of Alnus glutinosa, 1441 nucleotides long. Its product is annotated as bifunctional L-3-cyanoalanine synthase/cysteine synthase 1, mitochondrial. Gene Ontology annotation, cellular component: cytoplasm. NCBI's taxonomy places the organism in Eukaryota, Viridiplantae, Streptophyta, Magnoliopsida, Fagales, Betulaceae. The transcript has 10 exons. The record is from RefSeq and is a predicted model, not a curated record. Bases 96 to 1211 code for a protein of 371 amino acids. Gene Ontology annotation, molecular function: cysteine synthase activity.